Messenger RNA from Ziziphus jujuba (common jujube), 918 nucleotides. RefSeq lists its product as uncharacterized. Lineage: Eukaryota; Viridiplantae; Streptophyta; Magnoliopsida; Rosales; Rhamnaceae. Gene Ontology annotation, biological process: tRNA metabolic process. Bases 46 to 597 code for a protein of 183 amino acids. The record is from RefSeq and is a predicted model, not a curated record. The transcript has 8 exons. Gene Ontology annotation, cellular component: cytoplasm. Gene Ontology annotation, molecular function: D-tyrosyl-tRNA(Tyr) deacylase activity.
AAUAAAUAAAUAAAAAAGUGGAGCACCAAACCAAAUCAAAGAAACAUGUACGCGGUGUCCAUUAUCCCCUCAUUCGCGACCAUACGCACCAAGCGAGCGCACCCAAUCAGAGCAAUGCGAGCCGUGGUCCAGCGAGUUGCCUCUGCCAGCGUCCAGGUCGAAGGGCGCACUGUCUCCGAGAUUGGGCCCGGCCUAGUGGUCCUCGUCGGCCUCCACGAGUCCGACUCCGAAUCCGAUGCCGAGUUCAUAUGCAGGAAGGUGUUGAAUAUGAGAUUAUUCCCAAAUGAAAGUACUGGUAGAGGAUGGGACCAAAACGUAAUGCAGAAGAAAUAUGAAGUUCUACUAGUGAGUCAGUUUACAUUGUACGGAUUUUUGAAGGGUAACAAGCCGGAUUUUCAUGUGGCGAUGCCACCCCAGAAAGCAAAGCCCUUUUAUGCUUCUUUAGUUGAUAGGUUUAAGCAAUCCUACAAUCCAGACACAAUAAAAGAUGGCGUCUUUGGAGCAAUGAUGAAGGUCAGUUUGGUUAACGAUGGACCAGUCACAAUGCAGCUUGACUCGCAAUCACCCAAGAAUACAAAUGACGGAGAAAAUUCAUAGUUUGGUUUUGUUGAGUUCGACUUAUUAGCAGUAGGCAAUGGGCACCUGUUUUUCUAUUAACAAUGGAUGAUGGACCCUAGAAAUGAAAGUUGCUUGCAGGAUGUGAAAUUUGAUUUUGUUAAUUAAUAAAGUGAAGCUCUGACUCCUUAUGAAUCAUUGGGUCAUUUUAUUUUACACCUUGCUGAGGUGAACUGUCCACAUUUUCAGCAUGUUAUUUUUGUUAAGUACGCUGAAAGUGCAAUAGUUUGUAAAAUCUUACCAUUUUAAGAAUAUUAACAUUGACAAAUCACAUAUAGCAACCAUACCGGUUCUGUUGAUGGA